This is a messenger RNA of Canariomyces notabilis, 1105 nucleotides long. RefSeq lists its product as uncharacterized. Bases 122 to 1105 code for a protein of 327 amino acids. The record is from RefSeq and is a predicted model, not a curated record. NCBI's taxonomy places the organism in Eukaryota, Fungi, Ascomycota, Sordariomycetes, Sordariales, Chaetomiaceae. The transcript is spliced from 2 exons.
AACCUCCUUCACCGCCUAGCUCUCUUGACCGCUUCAAGUUCUGAAAGACUCUCUUUCCAUCCAACAAGGACUGAAUACAACAAGGAAGGCUGCAUCUCUGCGCCGAGUACAAGUGAGGGUCAUGCCUUUCGUUGUCUACAACCUUGAGAAUGCGAUUGACACUUUCUUCAAGGAGGGCGGGGCGUCAUCGUCCAGAAUACAGUGUGACGACUUUGUCUACCAAAGAUACGGAGAAAGGAACCGGCCCACUGACAUUCAAGGCUCGAACAGCUACACUGUGAUUACGGGGCCGAGCGAUAACAGGAUCAUCCAGUUCCGAGAGCAGGAUGCCUUGUUGGACAUGAGAAUGUUGGCGUUAGCCAAAGCAGUCCACGGAGAAGUCGUGCCCGGCUGCUCUGAGCUUGGAUGGGUUGGCGACCCAAACGGCUCGCAGCUGGCAGCCUCUGAAAUGGACAGGCUUCCUGGAGAGAACUACAUUCUCGCUCACCCCUUAUACUCUUCGCGCCAGUCAGCUAAAAGACAAACAAGUUUCUUUGCCCAAUCCUGGCAAUUCGGCACACCAACAAGUUCAGGAUUGGCCGACAUGUCUGCCAUCAUUACCGAAUGCUACGAUAGGUUUAACAAUCUUGCUAAUACGCUUCCGGAACGAUUCCUGACAGUCGUCACCGAGAUACAAGCCGCCCUACCUGCUCUUCUCGACGGUUGCUAUCCGGUAGUCCUUACACAUAGCGAUUUGAAUGAGAUGAACAUCCUGGUCGACACCGAGAGCGGCAAGAUCACGGGCAUCGUCGACUGGCCCGGAGCAACUAUCCUACCAUUUGGCUUCGCUCUCUACGCGCUGGAGAACGCUCUCGGCAGCAUGACUUCAAAUGGAUGGAAAUGGCUGGAUGAAGCGGAAGAGUUGAGGGAUGCAUUUUGGAGGGCCUUGAGAUCUCAAACCGGUGGCUUGUCCGAGUCUCAAGAACGGCUUGUCAAGUUGGCAGGUAAGGCCGGUAUUCUCAUCCGCUACGGUACGGCGAAUGAUAGCGGCUUCUUGGGGGUGAUAGGGGCCAGGGGCCCAAACAUGGGGGAGGAUUUUAGAUAUCUCGAUGCGCUGUUAUUCUGA